This is a messenger RNA of Magnolia sinica, 946 nucleotides long. Its product is annotated as cold-regulated 413 plasma membrane protein 1-like. Gene Ontology annotation, cellular component: membrane. The transcript has 4 exons. The coding region runs from base 241 to 663 and encodes 140 amino acids. The record is from RefSeq and is a predicted model, not a curated record. Lineage: Eukaryota; Viridiplantae; Streptophyta; Magnoliopsida; Magnoliales; Magnoliaceae.
UUCAAUAAAAAAGAAUCCCCCAUUAUUUGUUCAAUUUAUGCUACAUGGGAUGAGUCCAUCAGAAGUGAGAGACUGGAUUGGGCUGAUUUCUCUUAAUUGUCUGUUUCUUUUGUACUAUGCAUACAACCCAAGGGCAUAUUGGCCUGAUUUUUGAGAUAAGGCAUUUGUGCAGUGAGGCCUGCAUGAUGAGCUGCUUGAAUCUCAAACACGCUUCUAUUGUGUGGCAAGUGCCAAGCCAAAAUGGUGCAAUUUUUGCUAAUCCUGAAUCAUACGGGGCGGAGAUCGCACAUGCAGACUUCUCUUUUGGUAGCUUAUAUCUUCUCAAGUCUACCAACAGUACUUUUCAACAUUUUACGAGGACAGUUUGGCUUAUGGGUUGCCUUUCUGGCUGUUGCAUCACAUCUCUAUUUUCCUGAAACCUUCCCAGUUUCUCGUGUUGUAUUGUUUGUCGUCACGCCUAGUUGGGUGUCUCAUGCACUUCGCGACAGCAUUGCUGGAUGCAUCUCUUGUCUUGUAAUCGGAGCCUUCCUUCUAUUAGCGCAGAUUCGAGGAAUCGGAGGCUGCAUAAAUUGCUGCGAAGAUUUUCAGAGAGUUUCUUAUGUUGUGAUUAUAUCUUUACUGCUGCUCUUUCCCAUAUUGUAUCUUUGGAUGGGACCCUACUAGGGCCUUGAAGCAUUGUUUUCAUCUAGGUCCUUUCGAACAGCUCCGCUCACCAGUUCUCUGCAAUUUCGGGUACCAAAUCUUCCCAUUUUAACCCUUGUGAAAGACGUCGGGUUUAAUAUGUAUUUCCUGAGAUAUGGAAGUUUCAAGCCAUGUAAAUGGGUAUCUUUCGAUUUUCAUGUUUGAUUCGGCAGAUCGAUGGAGAUGGAAACUUCACCGAUGUUUGAUAUGAGGACUAAUCUUCUCAUGUCAUUGCUUGUGGUAUUUAUACAUUUUAUUACGUGGA